GAUGUGUGACUGCAGAUAGAAAACAAAGUACUUUAUGUAUAGUAUAGGUUUCUAAGACAAAAGAGAUGGAUUUGGUGAAAAGAAGCCAGUCUGUAAAGAACAUAGUAAGAGAAUUUAAGGUACAACCACCAGAGAGAAGUCGAGUGUGCGUUUGACUCUUGGUCUUCCCCAAGGCGAGGUUUUCCGUUUUCUUCCGGGCCAAAUUGAACCUGUCCAGCCCCCGUAGGCCGUGAGUCAAAAGUAUCGGUCAAAAUGGAAGUGAAUCCCCCUAAACAGGAGCACCUGCUGGCGCUGAAAGGUCCUGUUUCCCUCUGAUUUGGCAAGAGAGACAAUCUUGCAAUAAUAAAUUAACAUUCUAGCUCUGAGGAGUUCAGCUAAGAAAUUUUUUCAUCACUAAGAGUAAUUGGAUUACUGCAGAAUGACUACAGAAGUAAUAUUACAUUAUCGACCAUAUGAGAGUGAUCCCACACAACUGCCAAAAAUUGCAGAAAAGGCAAUUCAAGACUUUCCUGUUCGUCCACUAUCAAGAUUUAUACCUUGGUUUCCAUAUGAUGGGUCCAAGCUUCCACUCAGACCUAAAAGAUCACCGCCUGUGAUUUCUGGAGAGGCAGCUGAAGAUGUGAAACAGUACUUGGCCAUUUCAGAACAUAAUGCUGAAUCACACAGUUAUGAUUGCACAGUAGAUCUGUUGGAGUUUAAACCUUGUUUGAAACAGCAGCAUUUAACCUGGUCACACACACUGAAGGAACAGACUAAUUCUGGAAAUGUGGAUAAACAAUCAGAAAAGGGAAAACAGCACAACAGGAGAUCUUGGAGUAUUUCCCUUCCCAGCGGUAAUUGUACUGAAAAGGUUUAUCCUUUGUCUAAAAAAUUGCAAGAUAGUUUAAAGGCUCUAAAUUUACACUCACUUUAUAGAGCAAGAUGGACAAUAGAAGACACUAUUUCUAACAGCCAAACUCUGGAAGACAUUUGGAUAAAACUCAAUCAAAUUAUUAGACAUAAUGAACUUCCAUCUUGUAAUGCUACAAUUCAGAGACAUCUAGGCCAAAUAUGGAUAUUCUGUGAUAUUAUGUAUUGUGAAUAUGUGGGAAGUCUUCUUAAAGGAAGAUUAGCUCUUACUGGAAAAAUUAAUUUAUCUGUGCAUAAAUAUGGUGUUAUUUUUAGUAUGUAAUGAACUCCACUGAUAGUCAACAAGGAAGAAUAUUCUGAAUGAAGUGAAUAUGGAUAGAAAUAGAUGAAAUAAA
Messenger RNA from Saimiri boliviensis boliviensis (Bolivian squirrel monkey), 1244 nucleotides. Lineage: Eukaryota; Metazoa; Chordata; Mammalia; Primates; Cebidae. The record is from RefSeq and is a predicted model, not a curated record.